GUCUUUCAGUGCGCACAGACGUCACCAACUGUAUAAAUAGAGGGCAGCUUGCGUUGCGCGUGACCGACACUCGUUGUUUUGGGUUUGACGAAUUAACCGAAACAAGAACCAUCACUUUAAUAAAGUGCCAUGGCACGUACUAAGCAGACCGCCCGUAAGUCCACUGGUGGCAAAGCCCCCAGGAAGCAGCUGGCCACCAAAGCGGCCAGAAAGAGUGCGCCCUCCACCGGUGGAGUCAAGAAACCCCACAGAUACCGCCCUGGUACCGUUGCUCUUCGUGAGAUUCGUCGGUACCAGAAGUCCACGGAGUUGCUGAUCCGUAAACUUCCCUUCCAGCGUCUGGUUCGUGAGAUCGCUCAAGAUUUCAAGACCGACUUGCGUUUCCAGAGCGCCGCCAUCGGUGCCUUGCAGGAGGCAAGUGAAGCAUACCUGGUGGGUUUGUUUGAGGACACCAACUUGUGCGCCAUCCACGCCAAACGUGUCACCAUCAUGCCCAAAGACAUCCAGCUGGCCCGUCGAAUCCGCGGAGAGCGAGCUUAAACUCUUGACUAUUUACUCAAUCUUUUUUGUGUGGAGGAUUAUAUGGGGAAGGGGUUUGUUGUGUGGGUGGGUCAGGAGGGAGGGAGGGGCAUUUGGGGUUCUUACUCUUGAUUAUAAAUGCCUGUGUAGUUUAUUUUUUUGUAUUUCUUUUUUGGUAGUUGCGGUAGGGGAGGGGUAUCUUGUGUUUGACUAGUAGGGGGGCAGCGUCACAACAUUCCGGGAGCUCCUCAGGGUUUUAAAGUUUGUAUUUUAGACUUUCAUAUACCUCUGCCUAGUCUGCAUGCUUCAUGAUGAAUUAGAAUGUGUCCAUUUUAUUUCUAUCGUUAUUAUAUUGGGUUUCUCUUCUAUUGUGGCCAUUUGGUUGUAAAUAAACUUUCCACUACCUCAA
Paramisgurnus dabryanus is the source of this 928-nucleotide messenger RNA. RefSeq names its product H3 histone, family 3D (gene h3f3d). Gene Ontology annotation, molecular function: structural constituent of chromatin; DNA binding; protein heterodimerization activity. Gene Ontology annotation, cellular component: nucleosome. NCBI's taxonomy places the organism in Eukaryota, Metazoa, Chordata, Actinopteri, Cypriniformes, Cobitidae. The record is from RefSeq and is a predicted model, not a curated record.